Setaria italica (foxtail millet) is the source of this 1408-nucleotide messenger RNA. Its product is annotated as putative D-cysteine desulfhydrase 2, mitochondrial. The transcript has 6 exons. NCBI's taxonomy places the organism in Eukaryota, Viridiplantae, Streptophyta, Magnoliopsida, Poales, Poaceae. Bases 58 to 1281 code for a protein of 407 amino acids. Gene Ontology annotation, molecular function: D-cysteine desulfhydrase activity. The record is from RefSeq and is a predicted model, not a curated record.
CGUACAUGUUUACAGGCCAUCUAGCAUCUCCCGCCGCCGCCGCCGCGGUCUCGUCCCAUGCGUCCGACGCCGGCGCUCGCCGCUGGCGGACGGACGGUCGCGAACCUCCUCUCCGCCACGGAGUGGAUGCUGCCGUCCCCGGCCAGCCAAGUCCACACCAUCUCCGUCUUUCCCUCCCAAUCCCAGUCACCCACCCCUCGUCACGAGUUCGCCUUCUCCAACCUCACCACGUCGCUCGGGAAAGGCGGCGGCAAGGGGGUACAGGUUGGGAGUUCUAGGUUCCACGUGGUGCGCGACGACCUCCUCCACCCGCUCGCCAACGGCAACAAGGCGCGCAAGCUCGAUGCGCUCCUGCCCCUCCUCCGCCGCCACGGCGCCACUGACAUCGUUACGUGCGGGGGUUGCCAGAGCGCCCAUGUCGCCGCAGUCGCUGUUCAUUGUGCCGAAUGGGGUAUCAGGCCACAUAUACUGCUGAGAGGCGAGCAACUGGAUGUUCCCACAGGGUAUAAUCUGAUCUCUUUGAUGUUCGGCAAUGUGACAUAUGCCUCGCGGUCAGUGUAUGCCCAAAGAGAUGAGAUGCUUUAUGAGCACGCCACAAAGGUUGCUGGUAGUAAUGGUACAGUCAUGUGGGCUGAUGAUAUUGUUGGAGAGGAUUUGGUUGUAGAUGAGGACACCACUGAUGGAAAUUGUUCAAGAAGAGUAAUGAUUGUUAAGGAAGGGGCUGGUACGGUUCAAGCGCUGCUAGGUGUCAUGCGGCUAGUGGACUAUCUUUCUGGUUUGACGUUAUUUGGACAGGACGAGAAAGUUCAUAUCGUGGUAGAUUCUGGAACGGGCACAACAGCUAUGGGGUUAGCUCUUGGAGCGGUAUGUCUAGGACUCCAGUGGAGGGUUACUGCUGUCAUGCUUGCUGACACACUUGAAAGGUACAGACAACAAGAGAAGUCCCUUGUAUCUGAUUUUGAAAAGCUUUACCCUGGAUUUUUCCACGGAAUGGUGGAAAUUGAUACUCAUGGCAGUCUAGUUCAAUGGGUGGAGCGCUUUUCACCUAGAAGAUUUGGCAAGGUGCUGGAUGGUGAGAUCGCGAUGUGCCGCCAGGUCGCUCAGCAGACCGGCAUCCUGCUGGAUCCGAUGUACACCCUGGCCGCCUGGGAGCAAGCCGUGGAUCUGUGCCGUCGAGACAGUGAGGUCAAAGUGGUGAUGAUCCAUACGGGCGGCACCCUUGGUCUCUUCGGGCUGGCGCAGAGGUACUCGCCACAGUUCACCACAGGCGAGCAAUCCUAAGAUAAUGUUGAUAUGCAAGUGUGCAGGUGCGUCGUACAAAAGUAUGAAAGUUCGGGUGGCAUGGGCUCUGCUGUACUAGUGAUGUUUGACUCAAAAGUACUAAGGGGUCGUUUGGUUCCUGACUUAA